AAGGCUGGUGGGAACGGCCCUGGGUAAAGAUCAUCUGAAAAUCUCCUUUAAAAGGAUCUGUUUAAAAGGGGGGACGAAGCGAGGGGUCCCGAGGAUGGAAGGACUGCGGCCUGGGAUUGGAAGAAGACAUUGAGCUGCUGUUGUCGAUCGCCCUCCACAUGGCUCGGAUUAAGCAGCUGUUUCUGCUCUGGUCAAUGUUUCAGGCAACCUUUGCUUUUAAAGGACACUGCAGCAAGCCUGACUUCAAAGUUAAAAACAUAGAUCUGAGCGAAAUAACGGACGCAUAUUUUGAAGUUGGUCAGAGACUCCGAUUGAAGUGUCAAAGUGGUUAUAAGAGAAAGGCAGGAACGUCAAACCUCAUCCGAUGUCAGAACAACUCUAAACAAGCCAAGUGGUCAGAGCCAAACCUCAAGUGCAUAACAACGUCUGUAGAGCCAACAUCUGUACACCCACCAACAUCGGCAGCUACUCCAGGAGCAUUCUCAGACCACUACACUGCAUCAACCAUGGACAUUAAAAUCGCCACAGAAACUCUAGCGAGCCACUUAUCAUCAGCAUUGACAACAUUAACUGCACUGAUUGAGUCGACAACAUUCACUGCUCCACCUGAGUCAGUUUCAGGCUGCAAUCAAACAUCCUCCAGCCCUCCACUCAGUACACAUACCAAAGGACUGGGACCCUUAGCUACAACAUGGACAGCAGUAAGGCCAUCAAGUUCCUCAACAGCUGAAACAGAAUUUCCAGCACCAGGUCUCUCUGACAGCACUCAGAAAGCAGCAGCUGAAACAGCAGUCACUUACAGUACUAAUGGGACCACAGGAACGGAGCCAAUAACCAGCAAGACAGCACUGGCAGAAAGAACAGUAAAUCCCUCUACAGCAUCAGAAACAGCCUCUGACGUUACUGGCUCUAUUGGCACCACAGACAUCAAUCAACUGGUAACCUCUGACAGAAACAUCGGACUAAUUGUCGGUACCAGUACAAGCAGCUUUACCAUUGCACUGUGUGCAUUAUUCUUUCUUUGGAUAUUUGUUUACAGAAAGAAAAUUAGUUGCAAAAGAUCACAAGAAUAUCACCUAACACCAAUCGAGGUACAGACAGUGACAAGUGUCAAUGAAACAGAGCCUUUACAUCAGGAAACAGAAAGCUGACCCUCAUCACUCAAUGUUAAAGAGGAUCAAUGUCAUCCACUGCCAGCAAGAGGAAAUGUUGAAACAAGUCCAACAUGGAACAAAGAAUGAACAUGUCAAGAGAUGUUUGUUCACUAAACUGAGCCAUUCCUUUCUUUUGUUAUUACUAUCAAUAUGCGCCUCUUUCUGAAACACCAUCCCCAUCACCAUGGGCCAUAGAAACAAAGUGUGUCCCCCAAGGUAGGGGAGUCCAAAAAACUAGAAGGCAUAGAUUUAAGAUGAAAGGAGAAAGAUACAAAAGGAAUCCAAGGGACAAUGUUUUCAUGCAGAGGGUGAUGCCUGUAUAAAAUUAGCUGCCAGGGGAAGUGGUGGAGGCUGGUACAACAUUUAAAAGGCAUCUGGAUGGAUACAUGAACAAGAAGGGUUUGAAGAGAUAUGGGCCAAAUGCUGGCAAAUGGGACUAGAUUAGGAUAUCUGGUCCUGAAGUUGGACCAAAUAGUCUGUACAACUCUUAAAGACUUUAUAAUUACCUGCUCCACAAACCUCCAUCUUGUAUGUGGUGGCGCCAACGGACAGAAAUUGUGUUCGACUCUUAAGAUGUAUAAUUAAUGUCUUGUUCAAUAAUGAAAUAUAGACUCUCCACCAGAUUGGUGCUAAAGAGGUGAGCAGAUGAUCAAUGCUUUGAAAUUAAUUUUUUAAAAAAUAUUAUAUACAGAAAUAUAUAUUUUCUACUAAACUUACCUAAAGGAAACUUUGAGCCACUUCUGAAUAU
Hemiscyllium ocellatum (epaulette shark) is the source of this 1902-nucleotide messenger RNA. RefSeq names its product interleukin 15 receptor subunit alpha (gene il15ra). Lineage: Eukaryota; Metazoa; Chordata; Chondrichthyes; Orectolobiformes; Hemiscylliidae. Gene Ontology annotation, biological process: interleukin-15-mediated signaling pathway. The record is from RefSeq and is a predicted model, not a curated record. Gene Ontology annotation, cellular component: plasma membrane. Bases 159 to 1151 code for a protein of 330 amino acids. The transcript has 9 exons. Gene Ontology annotation, molecular function: interleukin-15 receptor activity.